This is a messenger RNA of Cornus florida, 2928 nucleotides long. RefSeq names its product GBF-interacting protein 1-like. The record is from RefSeq and is a predicted model, not a curated record. The transcript has 9 exons. Bases 101 to 2524 code for a protein of 807 amino acids. Lineage: Eukaryota; Viridiplantae; Streptophyta; Magnoliopsida; Cornales; Cornaceae. Gene Ontology annotation, cellular component: nucleus.
ACUCCGUUGUUCUAUAUUAAAAUGGGGUUCCUGUUGUAAUCACUCCUCUCUCUCUCUCUCUCUCUAGUCUUGCUCCUCUCUCCCUUUUCUUUUGAAAAAUAUGAGCGGCGGUUCUAGGGUUUCGAUUCCGAGCGUUCUACGGCAAACGAUCCAAGACAUCAAAGAGGUCGCCAGAAAACACAGCGACGAUGACAUAUACACAAUGCUCAAGGAGUGCAAUAUGGAUCCUAACGAGACCGCUCAAAGGCUCUUGUAUCUUGAUACAUUUCACGAGGUAAAAAAGAAACGUGAUCGGAGAAAAGUGAUCGUGAGCAGCAGAACCUCUGAAGACUCUAUGUAUGCACCAGGAAUGCAGGGGCGAGGUGCUAGGGGUGGUCGAGGGGACUAUUCUUCUUCUUAUAUCUCUUAUGAUGCUGUUGGCGGAAGGAAUGUGAGUGCUCGAAAGGAAAAUGGGGUCAACCAAUCAAUGAGAGGUUCUAGGCCUUUACCAGUUUCACAGAAAGCAGAAAAUAAUCCAACACCUCAUUUCUCCAGUUCUAGUCAUGAACGUGCCCCCCAAUCAUCUGCUGUUAAUAAUAGCAACCUCCCUAAAGGUAGUUCAACGACUGAUGCUAAUGAGGAGAGAACCGCACCACCUCCACCAACUUUUGAUGCAAAACAACCUCCUGCCCCCGUUGCACCUGGAGAUAGCAUUGAAGAAGGAAAGUCCACAUCAAGUUUCAGUGAGUUGCCAAAUCCUGUUGCAACAUCUGUAUCAGGUGUCUACUCUUCUGCAUCAGAUCCCAUCAUUGUCCCAGUUCAGAAUUCCCGGGUCUCUAAUGCAGUGGGUACAAUAAAACGUCAAGUCAGAAACCAAAGUAUAGCUGCUAAAUCUGGUGUCAGUGUCCCAACUGGGCGCAGGUCAAGUUCUGCUCAUGAUGUUGCAAACGGUAUUCAAGCAGUGGCAGUAACUGUGAACUCUACCAAUGGAAUGAGGCCAAGAAUAUCCCAGGAAGUCAAAAAUAGUCAGCUUCUUGAGCCUUCACAGCCCUUAUCUCCGCCAAUGGAUGAUGGUUGUUCGGUUAUCGAUUCCAAUCAGGAUUGUCAGACACCCAAGCAACUAAUCAGCCCUCCAAAAGUGGUUAAAUCUGAGGCAACUAUUGCAGUUGAAGCAAGUUCUCAGUCACUACCUCCACUGAAUGUCUCAGCUUUGAAGGAAGCAACUUCAAAGCUUGAUAUGAAGUUGGAGAAGCUUGUUAUCUUUCCUGACCAUCUCCAAGUCCCUGAAGCAUUUAAGAAUGGAUUGACUUUUGGAAGUUUGGAUCUCCAAGUCCCUGAAGCUAAUUCCAUCCAAGAAAAUGAUGAAGUUGCUAGGGAAGUUUCCCAGAGCAAUCCAAGCUCAAUUUCCCAAGAAGGAGAAUCUUUUGAUCAUCCACAAUCUCCUCGUGUGCCUGAAAAUCUAUCACCAUUGGAAGACAACAUCUCAGCUGGUGCUGUUUCGAAUUAUGACCAGUUGAAGCAAGAGAUGGUAUUGCCUCUAGGACCUCAGUACCCACUUGUUCAGACUACCCCAAACUAUACUUUUGCUUUUAGUUCACCAAUGCCAGGGAGCCAGCUCGUGCAAUCUGAAGGACCUGAGACUCAGGCAUGUGAUAUUGCUUGCUUGUUAUUGCCAUUUGUUUAUCAAUAUUUUAUGUAUUUGUUUUUUCAUUAUAUAUUUCCAUUUACAAUGAAGAUUCUAGGUGGUCACUUCAAUAUAUUUGAUAAAUUGCUUAUGCGAAAAGAUGGUGGGAAUGCUCUGGCUCUUUCUACAUCAGGUUCAACCCCCCCAGUGACUCAACCUGCAGGAGGCGUGCAGAGUUCUACAGCUGUAUCUCCUCAUCCGGUCUUCCGGCAGCCAUAUCCUCCUAACUACUUUCCCUAUGGCCCCUAUUUUCCUGGUUUUAUGCCCCAUUAUUCACACCAGUUUUUGGGCCCUGGUGUUUUCCCUCAGCAGCCUUCAACUGGCAAUGCAUAUCUACCCCCAACAGCUGCUGCCCCAGGGGUCAAAUUAGCCAAUAUUCCACAGGGCAAGCCGGGAACUAAUGCUGUAAAUCUGUCCCACUUAGGACUUCCACUUGGCUAUGGUUUAUAUAACACCCCUGUUGGUUACAAUACCAAUUCAGCCGUGAUUUCUGGGAGUUCUGCUGGUAAUGAAGAUCCUGCAGCAGCCACAUUGAAGGAAAAUAACCUUUACACAAAGGUUCAACAGACUGAAGGUCCACUACUCUGGGUUUCUCCAUCUGGCCGAGAUAAUAUAUCCAAUUUGCAGGCCAAUUCUUUCUACAACUUACAUCAAGGACAGCAUUUCAUGUUCUCACCUGCGCAGGUUGGCCAUGGCGCCUAUACUGGGGUGUAUCAUCCGGCACCGACAAUGGUUGCUUCAUCAACUGCUCCUCCACAAUUGAUACCAUCUCAGGCUAUGGGUGGACCGGUUGAAACUGUGGGACCCCCUCCUGUUUUUCCGCAGUCUCAACAUGCACUCGGUUGGAAUCGUAAUUGUUAAAUGAGGAAAGCAUUUGGGAGAAUUAUGAAACAAAGGCUUGAUCCUACAUGUAAAUAUAAAUUAAAAUUGCGGCCCAGAACCCUCGUGGAUGGAGAAAAGUUACUUUGGUGAGUGUAUGAAAAGAUCAAGUUAGUUGUACAUCUAGUAUCGCUUAUGCUGGUUUUGGUCGUCUCUUAAUCUUUAAACUUGCUCUUGCAAGUGAAUAGUUAGUUCUUCGUUCGUAGUCGAUGACUUUGAGGUUAUAGAAUAUUCAGACAGGUGGGACAUUCCAUUCUUUCCCCACUGACCUGUAUAUCAAAUUUUGAUAGGAAAGAAUGUAUGGAUUAUACACUGUAAUUGGAACGACAACAUUGGCGGCAUUUCUAUCCAUAUAUAAUCAAUUGCCUGAUGCGGCUUUUUAUUCA